This is a messenger RNA of Caenorhabditis auriculariae, 654 nucleotides long. NCBI's taxonomy places the organism in Eukaryota, Metazoa, Nematoda, Chromadorea, Rhabditida, Rhabditidae. The record is from the annotation of a GenBank genome assembly.
AUGCACCGCCCGGAGAGCGCGGUCCAAGCGUCCUGCCACGAACAGCCGUCAAUUUUUGUUUUACGCUCUGCGCCUUUAAUGAUUCACGAAAAAAAUUUUGAAAUUUGUUUUUUUUUCUUUUUUCCUUUUUUUAAAAUUAUAUUUCUCUUUCUGUGCUCGAGUUGUGUAAUAGAUGGAGAUCCUUCUCAGUUUUAUUUUCAGAAACUCGAAGGGCGAUUUUUGUUACUGAGGUUGAGUGUGGGACUGAUAAAUUUUUAACGGUUCGUACUUUUUAAAUUACUUUUUAUUUUCUUGCGCAAGUGAAAUGAAACUCCAACCUUGAAAUAAUCGUAUUUUUGAAUUCCCCUUUAAAACAUUUUAUUUCUUACUCUUAUUAUGUCAAGAUUUGCCAAAAAGUUCCAAUCGCUGCGUCAAUAAAAUUAAUUCUUGAUAAUUUCAUUCAAGUAUCUGAAAUAAGAAUAAAAAUUUUUGUAGGGCAUGCCCAAGCAGCAACGUCUGCUUCAAUACGCCACCUCUGUAGCCGAGUGUCCAACUGAAGCUUUCGCCUACGGACGCUGCGUCUCCUCUCAAGCCGAAAGAGUCAAGCAACACGACUGUCAAGCCGAGUUCAAGAAGCUGCUGGAUUGCGUGACGAAGCAACUGAAAAAGAAGUAA